Messenger RNA from Paraglomus occultum, 214 nucleotides. The record is from the annotation of a GenBank genome assembly. NCBI's taxonomy places the organism in Eukaryota, Fungi, Glomeromycota, Glomeromycetes, Paraglomerales, Paraglomeraceae.
AUGCUAUGUCUCGAAGAGGCGCCCCUAAAGGGCCCGAUUAAUGCUACCAAAUAUGUAUGCUCAGUAUAUCACGAUAAUGCUAUCAUGUAUAUGCUAUCGGGCUAUGCUAUAUACACGUUAUCUGAUUAUGCUAGAGGCGAAGCCUCCUCACUUCAUGUGCUAUCCGUCACCGAAAAAUCUUUGGUGACAACUUCGGUGACAACUUUGGUGACGG